AAGGCCAUGGCAGCGGGCACAGAGGAGGGGGAUGCACACAUGGAGGAGCUGCUGGACCAGGGUCUAGGGAUGGAGGAGACAGGACACGACCUGCUGAGGAGGCCCUCGCUGAAGGAGUGCUACCACAGUGACUCCCUGCUGGCCCCCGACACUGACUUCAUGAUAGAUGACCGUAGCUCAGCAACAAGCGGUCUGGAUGUGGUGGACCGGCUCACCUACCUGGAGCAGAGGAUGCAGAUGCAGGAAGAUGAGAUCCAGCUGCUGAAGCUUUCUUUGGCUGACGUCCUGAAGAGACUCAACAUUUCUGAGGAGCACCAAGCUGCUGCUGCAGCAGGGAGGAGGCCAUCAGGAGCUAAAGCGAGGCCUGUGUCUCUGGCUCUGCCCUCCAGAGCGCCUAUGACAACCUCCAGCGCUGCCUUCCUGAAGAAGAGCUCCACGCUGCCCUCUAGCUCCAUAGCCAGGAACUACAGCCCCACACCGCUCCGCAGUGGCGUGAAGAGCCCACCCGGUAGUGUGAAGGACAGUCCAUGUAAGACGGCCAGAUCUCGACCCAGCUCUGCGGCCUCCACCUGCAGGAAACCUCAGGAAAGCAGCAAGUCCAAAGACGCUGCAGUCAAUGUAGGGUCGAGGCGUGUGACACACUGCAAAGUGACUAUGCAGAUCUAUCUGAGCCCCCUCGCAAGAAAGACUGGGUCUUCUGAGACCGCCAAAUCUUCGGCCUCUGUGCCUGCCAGCAGCGGGUCAACGACAGCGCCUCACAACCCUCAGGCAAAGGGGGGCAGCAAGACGGGGGCGAGGAAAACAACCCCAUCGUUCACCUUAAACCUGCAGAAAACCACUACAAGCCACAACACGGCCCAGGACACAUCCAGCUACAAGAGCCCGCUCAAAUCACCCAGCCAGUACUUCCAGAUCUGUUAUUAAACGCAAACUAUUUUUUGAAAGCCUAUAUUGACUGCUUGAAGAAAUAUAGACUUUAUUCAAUUCUGAAAAAAACAAUAUUGAGUUUUAAUGUGCAAAGAUUACAUAAUUUUCAUCUUUUGUCUUUUUGAAAACAAUUCUUUAACAAUUUUCAGAAAACAUCACUGUCACGUUUAAUAUUCACAUGAUCACCUAUUUCAAGCGUAGUAUAAGAACUGUAAUGCAUUUUUAGCCUCCUCAGAGACCUCAGUGUAGCCGUAGAUCUGUCUCAUGCUAGUACCUGCGUUUUGUUUCUCUGAACGCUUGUUGUUUGCUGUAAAAUCUUCUCUGUCACUCUGUGUGAAAUACUGAGUCUGUGGGCGGUAGAGGGAACUUGUGUUUGAUGUCAGUGUGUGUGCGUGUGUGUGUCAUGUUUGUGUGGUCGCUGUUUUGUUUCUAGUUUUGUUUUUGGUGUCCCACUUUGAGCAUAAAUACUAAACUGCAUUUAACACAAUCUAUGAAAAUUCUGUUCUUUAUAGUUUGAAAAAGACAAUAAAACAGUGAAUAAAAGAUAUGCUCACUA
Molecule: messenger RNA, 1483 nt
Organism: Labrus bergylta (ballan wrasse)
Lineage: Eukaryota; Metazoa; Chordata; Actinopteri; Labriformes; Labridae
Product: echinoderm microtubule-associated protein-like 1
Source: RefSeq, a predicted model, not a curated record